This is a messenger RNA of Helobdella robusta, 699 nucleotides long. RefSeq lists its product as hypothetical. The transcript is spliced from 2 exons. The coding region runs from base 1 to 699 and encodes 232 amino acids. The record is from RefSeq and is a predicted model, not a curated record. Lineage: Eukaryota; Metazoa; Annelida; Clitellata; Rhynchobdellida; Glossiphoniidae.
AUGUUAAAAGUGUUCGCACCAACAAUUGAAAAGUGCCAAUCAGCCCAGAUGGUCAGCAGCAACAAAGACGGAUAUAUCGCUAAUUUCGUCAACAAAAAAUUAACCUCAACUCAACAACAACAACUACUACAACAUCAACAACUAUCGCCCACAAAUCAACCAUUUCCGGUUGACCUUUCAAGGUCGAAUUGCGUUUUCCUCUUCCGUUUCGAAUGGGGUACUAGGAUAAAAUUCACUCUCUACGAUUUUUCGCCGGCUAACAAGUCUGCCGCCCUGGCGAACGAAUUAAGAACUGGACCGAUGAACGCCACAGCUCAUCACCACCAACAUCAAAUCUAUCCCAAUGCUCUCAACGAACCACAUCAGCAACAACAUCAACAACAACAUCAACAACAACAACAUCAACAACAUCAACAACAACCUCAAUAUCAACAACAUCAUCAUAUCUUUCAACAAUUUUGCGACAGCGAAGUCAUCGACCAGGACGCCAGCAACGUCGUCCUCAUCAGCAUCACGGAGCCGCUGAUCAAAACAACAAAAAUAAUAUGCCCCCAGUGCAACACUAUGACGUCACUGACGACGAAACUCUGUCAUUGGUCGAGAGUUAGUCACGUGUACACUUCGAGCACCAAUCAGGUUGACGUGGUGAUUUAUAAUGGCUGGCCCUAUAGAUAUCUGAUACGAUAUGAAGGCCUGUGA